UGUCGCUCCGAUUCCACGUUGCGUAGCUGGUUGAAGCUUUUUAUGAGAUCAUCAGGUUGAAUCGGAGCUCCCAUCGCGCUCUUGCUCAAAUAUUCCCGUUUUCUUCUUAUUCUUCUUCUUCCCUCUCUGAAGAGAACUGAGAGAAAAGGAAAAUUUGAUAACCGAGCGUAUCUCAAGCAGAACCCAUGAAGUCGAACAGAGCGAGCCCAUCAAUCGCCCUUCCUCUGCUCGCUCUCUCCUCGUUCUUCUUCUCUCUCGCCGUCUCUGAUCCUCGAAUCACCGAAGCGCGCCUCAUCUGCCAGAACUCCACUUGGAUUGUCCCUGGAAAUGUCGUCUCCAUCGGCAUCGCCAUCAUGAACAAGGUCUCCGACAGCAUCGCUGCCCAGGGCUGGGUCAAGUACUCCCUCGCCUCGCCGCUGCCAGCAGUGUACGGCCUCGCCCAGUCCCAUGGGGACUUGACUGAGACCGAGUGCCGCCUCUGCUUUACCGAGAGCUGGCCCCGGAUCGCCCGCUGCCUCCCCAACUUUGGUCGGCUCUACCUCGACGGCUGCUUCCUCCGUUACGGCAGUUACGACUUCUACAACGAGACCGUCGAUCCAACGCACGACAUACUCAAGUGUAGCUCCAAUUUGACAGUCCCGGCAGAGAGAGUGGCCGAGCUCUCGGAUAGGGUGGACCGGGUCCUGAGGAAUGUCUCGGCCAGCGCUGUGCGGAACAAGGGCUUUGCGGUGGUUGAGGAGGACGGAGUUGGAGGAGUCGCCGGGGUAUAUGCUUUGGCACAGUGUUGGAGCACGCUUGAUGCCGGCGGUUGCAGAGUCUGUUUGGAGAAUGCAACUUCGAUGGCGAGAAGCUGUGCACCUGGAGAAGAAGCGCGGGUCAUGAAUGCGGGAUGCUUCCUCCGUUACUCGACCACAAAGUUCUACAACGUCCCCAGUAGCAAGUUCUAUAUCGUCCCCGGUAGCGGAGGUAACAAUUAGUCUCCUGAUCUCUGGUUUACCGACUUAAAAGAUGGCUUCCUCGCCAUUAAAGAAAAACCGACGCUCUUCUAUG
Messenger RNA from Eucalyptus grandis, 1050 nucleotides. Its product is annotated as cysteine-rich receptor-like protein kinase 42. Gene Ontology annotation, cellular component: plasmodesma. Lineage: Eukaryota; Viridiplantae; Streptophyta; Magnoliopsida; Myrtales; Myrtaceae. Bases 186 to 977 code for a protein of 263 amino acids. The record is from RefSeq and is a predicted model, not a curated record. The transcript has a single exon.